Molecule: messenger RNA, 1800 nt
Organism: Aspergillus chevalieri
Lineage: Eukaryota; Fungi; Ascomycota; Eurotiomycetes; Eurotiales; Aspergillaceae
Gene: CLP1
Product: cleavage polyadenylation factor subunit CLP1
Exons: 2
Coding region: 1-1800 (599 amino acids)
Biological process (GO): tRNA splicing, via endonucleolytic cleavage and ligation
Cellular component (GO): nucleus; mRNA cleavage factor complex
Molecular function (GO): polynucleotide 5'-hydroxyl-kinase activity
Source: RefSeq, a predicted model, not a curated record
AUGUCUCUCCCAGGCCUUGACCUCGCGCAAUCCUCCGUAGAGACGGAGUUCACCCCCGCACCACCAACCCAAGUUAGUCUGACCAGAGGAUCAGAAUGGAGAUUUGAAGUCGCCCAUGGAACGACAGUGAGAGUCAAGCUCUUAGCCGGCACCGCAGAACUCUUCGGCACCGAACUCGCCGCCUCCCAGACCUACACCUUUUCCGGGACAAAAGCCGCAAUUUACACCUGGCACGGCUGCACUUUGGAAAUCAGCGCCGGAGACACGAUAGAUGGUGCCAAUGGUGGAGCUACUGCCACGGGUACUGGCACGGGCGUCCCUGGCCUCGCUGGCCCGACGCGCGGGUACGGCGCAGGCGGGUGCCAGAGCGAAUAUGUAGCAGAGGAGACACCGAUGGUGGAAUACGCGAACGUGCACUUUGCGCUGGAAACGCUACGACAGGAAUCCAAGGCUACGGGGAAAGAUGGGCCGCGGGUUCUGAUCGUCGGUCCCGAGAACGCGGGCAAGACGAGUCUUGCGAAGAUUCUGACGGCGUAUGCGACGAAGAUGGAGCGGCAGCCGAUCGUGGUGAACCUUGAUCCGACGGAGGGUAUGCUGAGUGUUCCGGGGACGUUGACGGCGACUGCGUUUCGGACGAUGAUUGAUGUUGAAGAGGGGUGGGGGAAUAGUCCGAUGUCUGGGCCGAGUCCGGUGCCGGUUAAGUUGCCGCUGGUGUACUUCUAUCCGUCGCAGAAUCCGCUGGAGAAUGAGGGAGCGCUGUAUCGGCCUGUUUUGUCGAGGCUGGCGUUAUCGGUUACGGGGAGGAUGGCGGAGGAUGAGGAUGCGCGCGAGACGGGGAUUAUUGUUGAUACUCCGGGGGUUUUGGGGCAUGGGAAGCCGGGGAGUUUGGAGUUGAUCAAUCAUAUUGUCACGGAGUUUUCCAGUACGUCCUCCCCUUCCCAUUGGCCUUCUUUACACGUCAGAGAUGCUAACGACACAGUAACUACGAUCCUCGUCCUCGGCUCCGAACGCCUCUACAGCUCCAUGCUCAAAUCCUACGACAACAAACCAACCUCCUCCGCCUCAGCAGCCGCCUCCGACGAACGCAUCUCCGUCAUCAAACUCCCCAAGUCAGGCGGCUGCGUCGACCGCGACGCAGCGUUCAUGAAAGGCGUCCGUGAAUCAGCUAUCCGGUCGUAUUUCUUCGGAAAUCCCAUCCCGUCGACUGCAUCUGCGGCGCUGUCGUUGUCAUCUGCGUCUUCAACAACGAAUAUUACGCUUUCCCCGCACGCGCAGCAGUUGGAUUUCAAUUCUAUGUCUGUAUAUAACGUUGCGGGUGUGAAAGACGAGGACGAGGAUGAUUAUGAUCCUUCGCAGUUGGAGUCGUUCUUGCCGGGUGGUGGCGUAAAUGACUACCCCGAGUCCCAACCUCAACCUCAAAAAGAAAGUACCCCCACACCAGUCCUCCCAGGCACAACGCCAACCCCAGCACCAGCACCAGCAUCAACACCCUACGACCCAGCCUCCGCAACCACCACCAACUUCUCCCCCUCCAACGAAAACGAAACAUCCCUUAAAAAACUUACCCCGCCCUUCCCAACAACAAUGGCAAACUCCCUCCUCGCAAUCACCCACGCCCCGCCGACAGCAUCUCCCUCCGAAGUCCGCGACGCAAGUAUCAUGGGCUUCCUGUACGUUGCAGAUGUUGACGUGGAGAAGAGGAAGAUGAGGGUUUUGGCACCGAUGGGGGGUCGGGUGCCGCCUAGAGCGGCUGUUUGGGGGAGGAGGUGGCCGGGAGAGGUUGUGGGGUUGGUUGGAUAG